UUUUGUUUGUCUUACGCAUCCUGUUGUAUUAACAAGAAAGAGGAAUUAAGGGAUCCAAACACUUGAAGUCCUAAACCGAGGCAGAUGGGGACGGAACUGAAGAUGAGUUGCACUUUGCAGAUCGACAACUUCUCGGACAGGAAAGAGACGGUGAUGUCGAAGUCCUUCUCAUGCGGCGGCUGCGAAUGGUGUAUUAUUGUUGAUACCAAGCGAUACCCUGGUAAUGAUAACUUGUCUCUGCUUCUGAGCGUACCUAAUCCUGAAUCAUUGAGACGUGGAUGGAAAAGGAGAGCUAGAUAUUUCUUCGUUAUUUUGAAUCAUUCCGGCAAAGAACUCUACAGAUCAUAUUACGACGGCAGAUCCCGCUUGUUCUGCGCUGAGGCCCGACACUGGGGUUUCGAGGGUGUGUUGCCUCCUACCGAGCUUCUAGAUCUCGAGAACAACAAAAUAACCAUUCAAGUCUUUGUUGAAGUAGACGAAGCUGUUCAUCAAGGACAAUCAACUGAGAAUGAACUAUUAGAAUACCAUGGUGUCCAGGUCCUUGCUUCUCAAGCUCAUUCAGCGUUCCUGGUUCGAGGGCAGCACCCAGGCUUUGAUGUAGAUUUCGCUCCAAAGUACCCAGAGCUGAGGGCAGUAUACUUCACUCUCUUGGUCUCCCUAAUCGAGACACUGAUGAGCAAGUCUCCACAAAGCUUGUCUCUGGCUGAACUAACCAAUGCUCAAUCCCAAUUGACCGAGCUGACGAAGGCAGGCUUCAAGCUAGACUUCUUGGAGUCAAAGCUCGAGGAACUUUUCUUGGAUAGGAAGAAAGUAGCUGUCCAACACUGAGGAACGGGUCAAGAAUGUGGAACUGACUUUAGAGAAGAUCAAAUAUGCGGCUGAUGCUAGAGUUUCUUCG
This is a messenger RNA of Camelina sativa (false flax), 898 nucleotides long. Lineage: Eukaryota; Viridiplantae; Streptophyta; Magnoliopsida; Brassicales; Brassicaceae. The record is from RefSeq and is a predicted model, not a curated record.